UUUGCAGGCGUUGUGGCAGAUCGUCUUAUCACAUUCAAAAGUCCCGAUGUGCACAGUGUGGAUACCCAGCUAAGAAGAUGCGUUCCUGUAAGUUUCCCAAAUAAAAACAAAUCCUUAAAUACUAGUACAGAGAAGUGACAAAUAGAUUCAGUUUGAUUGGUUUUGAGAGGAGAAUGCAUUGUAAUUUAGAUUAUUUUUGUGAGACAACUGAUCCAUCCAAGCCAAGAGGAGGAAGACCACUGGUACUGGACGUAUGCAUCAGCUUAAGAUCGUUCGUCGCAAGUUCAAUUGAACAAGUAAAAACGGAGCCCCCCCUACGACCGGACCACUGCGGGAGCUAUAUAGAAUGUUUCUCCCGGAUCAUCAACUGCGAAUUGGAUUCUGCCGACGAGUAUACCAGUCUGAUGGACGCCCACGUAGCAGAGAGCAGGACUGAUAGCACAGGUCUGGUGACUGAGAGAAAGAAACGAAAAUCGAGAACAUCCGGGAGUGAGGAGGUUGACACCCUACCAGAGGUUCGCAUUGAAAAUCCCGGCUCCUCUGCCUUUUUCUCGGCCUCCAGGGCUCCCGGUAAUCCCCAGUCUUCAGGAGUUGAUCCAGAAGACUACCAACAAGAAGAUGAAGAAGAGGAACUGAAGUAUGGAGCUGCCCACGUAAUAAAACUUUUUGUACCGGUGUCGCUGUGCAUGUUGGUGGUGGUUGCAACCAUCAGCUCAAUUACGUUUUAUACGAAGAAAGAUGUCUACCUCGUGUACACGCCCUUUCACGAUGACACCGAUGAUACAAGCACAAAAGUUUGGCAAGCUCUUGCCAAUUCUCUGAUUCUUCUCUGUGUCAUCGUUUGCAUGACAGUUGUCCUCAUUAUUCUGUAUAAAUACAGAUUUUACAAAGUUAUUCAUGGAUGGCUGAUAAUAAGUUCUCUUAUGCUGCUGUUUAUAUUCACAACUUUGUACUGCGAGGAGAUACUCAAGGCUUACAAUAUUCCAAUGGACUUGAUUACCCUAGUUAUUAUUUUAUGGAAUUUCGGAGCGGUCGGGAUGAUCUGUAUUCACUGGCAGGGACCACUGGCUCUUCAACAAGCUUAUCUGAUAUUCAUAGCAGCACUGAUGGCUCUUGUAUUCAUUAAAUAUUUACCUGAGUGGACUGCCUGGGUGGUACUAGCUGUUAUCAGUUUUUGGGACUUAAUUGCUGUAUUAACACCCAAGGGACCCCUUCGGAUUUUGGUGGAAACCGCUCAAGAGCGAAACGAACCGAUAUUCCCCGCUCUUAUUUACUCUUCAACUAUUUUAUACAGUUUUACCGUUGCUUAUACUGGAUAUGUUGGAGCUGCAACGAUGGCAAGCGGAGAUACUGUUGAGGGAGAUGGUAUGGCCUCACCAGCACGUGCACAACUGCAAAAUCAAAAUAUCGCAGGGGAGAGGGAAGAGAGUGGAUUUACCACUGAAUGGGUUGAAAAUCAUGAAAGAGGAACCAGAAGGGCCCAACUGGUCACUGAUACCGUUGACACACCCAGAAGAACUACCCAACAACCCGUAACCCAUAAUCAGUCUCAAGGAUCACUUCCUGAAGAAGAACGAGGAGUUAAACUUGGACUUGGAGAUUUUAUCUUUUACAGUGUUCUUGUCGGAAAAGCCUCAAGUUAUGGAGAUUGGAAUACAACUCUGGCUUGUUUUGUGGCUAUUUUGAUUGGAUUGUGUUUGACACUACUUCUCCUUGCGAUAUUCAAGAAAGCACUACCUGCCUUACCAAUAUCCAUCACCUUCGGUUUGAUAUUCUACUUUGCAACUCGAGUAAUUGUAGCUCCAUUUGCCGAUAGUUUGGCUAGUGAGCAAGUAUUUAUUUAAUCUUAAGUUUUGUUAAAAUCAAAAGACUUGUUGGUAUUUCAUUUUGAACGGCAUUUAAUUACUGAUUUCAUCAUAUUACUUCACGCCACUUAAUUCAGUUAUUGGCUCAUUAAUGAAUUAAAUUCAAUAAUCAGUCACUUGUACAAAGCCAAUUAGAGAGAAUAGUGCGAGAUUAUUCUUUUUAUCGAUUGUAAAAUAAUUGGAACGCAUCAUUAAUGAUAUAAUCAAUUCAUUAAUCAUAACUUUGAAUUCAAUGUAUUGAUAUAAUAAUUGAUAAUUAAUAAAUGGGAAUUUUAUGAUAA
Molecule: messenger RNA, 2146 nt
Organism: Diachasmimorpha longicaudata
Lineage: Eukaryota; Metazoa; Arthropoda; Insecta; Hymenoptera; Braconidae
Gene: Psn
Product: Presenilin
Exons: 7
Coding region: 174-1844 (556 amino acids)
Biological process (GO): calcium ion transport; amyloid-beta metabolic process; membrane protein ectodomain proteolysis
Cellular component (GO): growth cone; cell cortex; plasma membrane
Molecular function (GO): aspartic endopeptidase activity, intramembrane cleaving
Source: RefSeq, a predicted model, not a curated record